AUGUCUCAGACAGAUAUAAAUAUUGACAAUGGUGACACGAGUGAAACUCAAGCAGAACCCGAAUCGCCAACGAUCGAUCCACGCACAUGGGUCGUCUUCAUUGCCCUUUGCCUGGCGGCGUUCUGCGUCAAUCUCAACGUUACCAUCCUCUCCACUGUCCUUCCGUUGAUUUCCCGCGAGCUGAAUGCCCAGUAUGACUUCAUCUGGAUUACGGCAUCCUUCAACAUUGCCGCGGCAGCUGUACAGCCCUUGUUCGGUCAAGCUGCGAACGUUCUGGGAAGACGAACUCCUAUGCUCGCAUCUCUAGCCCUUUUUACGCUUGGGAGUGGCGUGUGCGGUGGUUCGACCUCAAUAGGCAUGCUCAUCGCUGGCCGUUCGAUUCAGGGAGCCGGCUCUGGGGGGGUUAUGAUGCUACUUGAAGUGAUUACCGCCGAUCUAUUUCCUCUCCGUAUACGGGCGCAAUACUUCGGUCUCGUGCUGGCUUUCUGUAGUCUAGGGGUAACCCUAGGCCCAAUUGUGGGAGGCGCCGUGGUCUUACAAACCACAUGGCGCUGGGUAUUCUACCUCAGUGUUCCCUUCGGGGGCUUCGCACUGGUUCUGAGCGUCUUUUUCCUUCGCCUGAAAACUCCUCAAACCACUUGGCGAGCCAAAUUACUUCGCAUCGACUUCGUGGGAAAUGCAAUCUUCAUUGCGGCCACUACUUCUUUGCUUCUGGGAUUGAUCGAGGGCGGUCAAGUUUACCCAUGGUCAUCCUGGCGCGUCAUUGUCCCUAUCGUCCUCGGCGGCAUAGGGUUUGCCAUAUUUAUCGUCUUCGAAUUCUCGCCCUACUGCAAAGAACCCACUGUGUCUCCAACACUGUUCUCCAACCGGACCGCGGCCACAGGAUUUGUCAUCAUCUUCCUCUCAUGCUUGCUCCUCGACUGGGUGGUCUACUUUUUACCUUACUACUUCCAGACCAUGAAAGGGUCUACUGAAUUGCAAUCCGGGGUUGAAGUUCUGCCCUUCAGCAUCUUCCUUGUCCCAGUCGCAGGUCUCAAUGGCUUUUUACUGACCAAGUUCGGUCGUUAUAAGCCACUUCAUUGGGUUGGAUUCGGCAUAGCCGCCUUGGCCUUUGGUCUAUUCUCUACCAUGAACCCCGAGACCUCAAAGGUUGAAUGGGUGUUUUGGCAGCUCUUUGCAUCUUACGGUCUUGGAUCCUUGAUCACCGUCAUUCUCCCUGCAAUCCAGAAUUCUCUUCCGGAAGAUCAAGUUGCAACUGCCACUGGCCUUCAUGCUUUUUUCCGCUCGGUUGGAUUUGUAUGGGCCUUCACAGUUCCAUCCUUGAUCUUCAAUAACCAAGUGGAAGUCAACCUCGAUCGUGUCAUCACCAUCCCUUCUGUGCGGGCUGUUUUGGUGGGUGGGAAAGCGUUUAACAUGGCCAACAGUGAUUGGUUUCGAGGACUAUCUGGCACUGCCAAAGCAGAGGUCUUGAAUCUCUUUGGUAUCGCCAUGAAGAGAAUAUGGUACACUGCGCUUGCGUUUAGUCUCUUCGGAUUUCUCUUGGUAUUCCUUGAGAAACAUAUUAAACUGCGAGAGCAUCUGGAUACUGAGUUUGGACUCGAACCAAAAAAGUUAUCCAAUGAGAAGGAAACAUCUCCUUGA
Molecule: messenger RNA, 1641 nt
Organism: Xylaria bambusicola
Lineage: Eukaryota; Fungi; Ascomycota; Sordariomycetes; Xylariales; Xylariaceae
Product: major facilitator superfamily-domain-containing protein
Exons: 2
Coding region: 1-1641 (546 amino acids)
Biological process (GO): transmembrane transport
Molecular function (GO): transmembrane transporter activity
Source: RefSeq, a predicted model, not a curated record